Molecule: messenger RNA, 1888 nt
Organism: Danio rerio (zebrafish)
Lineage: Eukaryota; Metazoa; Chordata; Actinopteri; Cypriniformes; Danionidae
Source: RefSeq, a predicted model, not a curated record
CAGCCAAAGUGGCUAGUGGAAAUGGCAGUCUUUACCCGCCACAGCUGAAAUCUACCUGCAUUUGGUGGUUUGGCGAGUAUUAAUGUCAAGCCCUAAUUACAACUAUAACCAAUAUGUAAUAUUAUAUGAAGGCAGAAAGUGAAAAUAGCUCGAUUCAAAUGAUCCAAAAUAGUUGUCAUUACUUUAUUUUGCAAUUUCUAGUAUUGCCUUCUUUUCACCGUCAUUUAAUAAUUUUGCAACUUUUCAGUCCAAGUUAUAUUUUUAUCAGUAAAACACCUGAAUUUAAAGCAUUUUUUACUUUGAGUGUUGUCAGAAAAUUAUAUAUCAAUAAUGAAUGAUGAAUACAAAAGUAGUAGUGGUUCUUAAGAUUGAUGUGGUCUGGAAUUGGUAAUAUGUGCUUGGGAAAAAAUUUCUCAAUAUUAACUUGCAUCAUUAUUUUGCAUGAAAUGUAUUUUGUGUAUUUGAAUCAUGCACAUAAACAACCAAAAUUUAAUAUGUGUCUUUCAACACUAUGGGGCUCUAGGUUCUUGCAGCUUAAAAAAAAUGUACCUGAUAGUGGAGUUCAUUCACGAAGGGAGUACCGGACCUGUCGCAAAGUCUUGGUACUCAGAGGGUCACUCGUGGUGGCCUCCAUACAAGGAGAUAGACAGGGUGUUGAAGAGUGUCCGGUUGAUGGAGGCACCACAACCAGAUAAAGGUUGGACCAAGCAUCAGGCCAGAAUUCUACACGAGUCAGCAUCUUUUGACAAGAUUUCAAAGAAAUGGAAACAGGCAUGCUACACAUCUGACAUCUCGGAAUCUGAAAUGCCUGCAAAAAGAAUUCCGAAAAAGAAAAUAUACACAUCAGAUGAUGAGCCUUGCGAUACUCCCCACAAAAAAAAGAAACUAAAUAAAGAAAAAAGUCUACCAACACCAAGGGUCCCACCUGCACCAAAAGCUCCAACACCCCCAAGACAUAUCAGGGCAAAAGGUCCCCUUGUACGACCUCAGCUAACAUCAUGUAAAACAAUUAACAGUUUUUGCAAUUCAUUUGUCCGCGACCAACAAAAAGCUACAGAAAAGCAACAGCAGGCCUGUUUUGAAACUCCCUCCACUAGUCAAGUUUCAGCUCCAGACGUACCUGUGAGGUUCUGCCAGGAAGUGGAGCACCAAGACACUUGGGAUAAACCCCAACCUGAAAAUCAAGAGGACACAUUUUCUGUGCUGCGGCCUUUACAAGACAGAGCACCACACAACACAUACUCUGUCCAAGAUCCAAAGCCAUCAGCAGAUCAAAGAAAAAUGCAGACACCAGUUUUUCCAAUAAGCAUGUCCCAUGUAAAUGAGCAAGAAGAUGCUUGGGGGGACCACCCAUCGAGCUAUCGAGAAGACACAACUUCUGAGCUGAGACCUUCAAGUACCCAGACAAGAGCGAAGAAUGCUUCUGGUAUCAGCCGAUGGAGCUGCAUCUCCAGUCAAUGCACACCUGUGGAGAGGGCAAUUUUGGAGAAGCUUAAUGAGCUGGACAUGAAGAUUACCCAUCUAACUUCAGUGGUCCAGUCCCUUGCCCCUCGGUCAAGUGGUCAAAUGGUGGUGGACACUGAGGAUGACACCUUUCCUAUUGAAACAAUGGAGGACCUUGAACAACUGGAAAGGCAAUUAGCUGAAAAACCAAUGAUGGAGAAGAUGAUGAAGAGGUUAUCCAUCAGAGGAGGACAAACUCUGAAAAAAACCAUUUGGCGUGUAGCCUCCAAAGUGUUUGGUCCAGUGGCCAAACAGCUCAACUGGAAGAGGAGAUAAAAGAGGCCUAAAAAACACAAAUAUUGGGACACUUGUGAUAGGUGCAGCUAUGAGGAACCCCGUGCUUCCGUCUCCAACAGAGGCAGAAGCAGAAAAAUAUUUGAAAGAC